Molecule: messenger RNA, 1261 nt
Organism: Fundulus heteroclitus (mummichog)
Lineage: Eukaryota; Metazoa; Chordata; Actinopteri; Cyprinodontiformes; Fundulidae
Product: N-acetylneuraminic acid phosphatase
Exons: 2
Coding region: 71-802 (243 amino acids)
Molecular function (GO): hydrolase activity
Source: RefSeq, a predicted model, not a curated record
CAGCACCGCUUCCGUAACGCUGUGUUGUUGUGGUUUCCUGGUCGGCGUUGAAUGACGGCGUGCUUCAGCGAUGGAGGCCAAAGCUGUGAAGGCGAUCCUGUUUGAUUUGGACAACACGCUGAUAGAAACUACUUUAGCGGGAGAAGUGGCUCUGCAGAAGGCCGGGGAGCUGCUGAAGGCCGAGCUGAGCCUGGACGACGCCGCCGUCCGCAGCGUCUGCGACCGCUUCAAGCUGAAGCUGCGGCACGAGGCUCCCGACGGCUUCCCCUGCGCCUCCCUGGACGAGCUGCGGGCGCGCCACUGGGAGGAGAGCAUCGCGGAAACCACGGGAGGCCCGCCCGCGUCCGGCCUGGCUUCUCUGUGCUACGACCUGUGGAAGAGCCGCCGCCUGGAGGCCCUGCGCCUGACCCCGGAGGUGCGCGACCUCCUGAGGGGACUCCGCCGCAGCUACAAGCUGCUGCUGCUCACCAACGGCGACGCGCAGACCCAGAGGGAGAAGGUGGAGGCGGCGCGGUGCGAGGAGUUCUUCGACGCCGUGGUGAUCGCCGGCGACCACGCCGAGCAGAAGCCCUUCCCGUCCAUCUUCCGGCGGUGCUUCGGCGCGCUGCGGGUGGAGGCGCAGGACUGCGUGAUGGUGGGCGACUCCCUGGACACGGACAUCCGGGGGGGGCUGAACGCCGGGGUCCGGGCCACGGUGUGGAUCCACGCAGCGGAGGGGGACGCGUCAGACGCGGCGGUGAAGCCGGACUACGUCAUCCCCACGGUGCUCGACCUGCCGGGGAUCCUGGCGCAGCUGCAGUAACGCCGCCGCUUAUAUAAGCUGUUUUCUACUCUUGAUACGAGCGCGGAUAUUUUUAUAUUCAUUAUAGGUUGAGUUUAAGGAGAAAACACUACGUGGAGAGAAUUUAUCGCUGCAGAAAGGGAACAAAACGAAAGUGUCAUUUGUCCCUGGUUUGGUAAAUAAGACGAUCUGCCGAUGGAAUGAGUAUUUUUACCCCUAGAAUAACAUAAUUAGACAUCCUGCACUUAAAAUAAGAUGAUGGAGAUGAGUUGUUGCUAUUUUAAGUCAGAACAUUUAACAUCAAGGAGAAAUCAACUUAUUUCAAGAAAAUCUGACUGACUUUUUGCAGGGAUGAAAGUAUAAAUUAUUAUAGCUACACUUUUGGAAAGUCAGAUGUUUACAUUAUGGGUGAGACUGUUGUUAAAUCUUUAAUUGAAGCUUUUAAUGAUUUAUUUGAACUGUUCUUGUUCCAUGCUGGGA